Molecule: messenger RNA, 843 nt
Organism: Monomorium pharaonis (pharaoh ant)
Lineage: Eukaryota; Metazoa; Arthropoda; Insecta; Hymenoptera; Formicidae
Product: RNA-binding motif protein, X-linked 2
Exons: 5
Coding region: 67-486 (139 amino acids)
Biological process (GO): mRNA splicing, via spliceosome
Cellular component (GO): catalytic step 2 spliceosome; U2 snRNP; precatalytic spliceosome
Molecular function (GO): RNA binding
Source: RefSeq, a predicted model, not a curated record
AUUGAGAUUUGGCUUAAAGUUGACAUCGUGUAUUUAUUAUAUAUCUGGUAAUAUUUUUUGAUUACAAUGAAUCCUCUAACUAACGUGAAAAAUAUAAAUAAGCUGAAUGAGCAAGAAUUACGAGGUAGAAAUAAAACAUCUUGGCACGACCAGUACAAAGACAGUUCUUGGAUAUUUAUUGGUGGCCUGCCAUAUAAUUUAACAGAAGGCGAUAUCAUUGCAGUUUUUUCUCAAUAUGGAGAAGUAGUUAAUAUAAACUUGAUCAGAGACAAAGAUACUGGAAAACAAAAAGGUUAUGGUUUCUUAUGUUACGAAGAUCAGAGGAGCACCAUAUUAGCAGUUGACAAUUUCAAUGGCAUAAAGCUCCUAGGUAGAGUAAUACGAGUGGACCACGUUGCUAAUUACAAAGUACCAAAAGAUUCAAAAAAUAUAGACGAAGAAACAAGAAAUUUACGAAAGGAAGGUUGCGCUCCAAGGAAAAGUUGAAGAUGUAAUAUUAAUAACGAUAAUUUUUUAACCAUUGUUUCAAUAAUUAUAUUAUUAUGAACAGAUUUACAUUUAAACUUAAUGGAAUAUGUUACUAAGAAUUAUUUAUAUAUAUAUAUAUACGACUGCUUUGUUAAGUCUUCAAUGUACAGUUGAAAUUAGAAACAUUACUCAACUUUUAUCUUGUAUUAGUCCUAUCAUACAGUCUUAUUUUCCAAUUUGAUUUUCCUGAAGUCUCAAGUACAGAGAACUAGUCAUUUACGAGCUGUGAAAGAUUAAGAAGCUCUCUGGUCUUUUUGUGAAUAUGUUAACAGAAUAAUAUAUUAAUUAUAAACAGAAUAGACAAACGUGUGCUGA